Molecule: messenger RNA, 10071 nt
Organism: Thunnus maccoyii (southern bluefin tuna)
Lineage: Eukaryota; Metazoa; Chordata; Actinopteri; Scombriformes; Scombridae
Gene: adcy9a
Product: adenylate cyclase 9
Exons: 11
Coding region: 2239-6714 (1491 amino acids)
Biological process (GO): adenylate cyclase-activating G protein-coupled receptor signaling pathway; cyclic nucleotide biosynthetic process; intracellular signal transduction
Molecular function (GO): adenylate cyclase activity
Source: RefSeq, a predicted model, not a curated record
GCCACAACAGCUGGGGGAGGAUUUCCGACCCAGUCACAGUGAAGAUGGUGGCAGCUACAGGAGCACAGAUAUUACGUUCGCCCGGAUAAGACGGAAAAACUGCCACAGAAUUCUCGGAGCAGGUCUGUUUUUAUUUAGCCCCCCAACUCCAGCAGAGAGCUAUAUCAGGGGGGGAAAGGGAGGCAACCAGCGGCGGACGGAAGAGGACGCACCACAGCCAGAGCGCACAGUGUUGUGUUUGUUGGACACAUGCAUGCCAGCGAAAACUAGUGCUAUCCAGACCUAAGGAAUUGGUUGAGAUAAGAAGUCAGCGCUAUUUAAGAGGCGGGUUUUGAUAAUCUAACUGAGGACAUAUCCAACUGGUUUCCUUUGUUGCUCUGGGGAUUUUCUACUUCUUUGCUCUUAGGGGGGAAUGCGAGGGGAGGAAAUCCAGCCUCAGCUCCAAAUAACCAGAGUCCUAACUGGGUCUCCUCUCCAAACGCAGGAAAUACGGCCUGGGAAAAAAAAAGUUUGGGAGCGUUUGGAAACGAGAGGGGGGCUAUCGCUGACGUUUUGCACGCGUUCUUGGUUUUAAAGUACUACGUCUUUCUCUAUCAGACGUUCCUGAUAUUCCACUUUGGUGGCACAGAAUAAGUUGAAGAAAAGCAUUCAAAUGUUACACGCCGUUGGUGUUGUUAUUGCAAGAGUUUUGAUCAUCACUAUUUAUAGACCAGCCUGUUCCGACCGAGGCUGUUCCUCAUAGCUGUAUGUUUUGCCAACUGCGCGCAACAAGUUGCAGACACUCCCAGCAGAGGCAAAGCUACACUAAUUUGGGCCAGCGGAUGGUAUUUUGUGCGCUUCUCUUUUCGGAUUACGCGUCUUUGAAUAGCGCAUACCCCUCCCCGAGGCAGAGGGGGAAUAAACGGUGGAGAUCCGGAGAGGGAGUUCAGGAAAGGACGGGGCUGGAUUCGUGGGAAUAGGCCUGCCUGUCAGGCCUCUUAUGAUCUGGAUCUUGGACUGGACAGGACUCCAAAAUAACUACGUCUGGAAUAUUUGCAAGCGCCCGGUGGAAUAAAGAUGGAAGGAGAAUGUAUGGAAAUAAGAAAUGCAAAUCCUUAGCACAUUGAGCCAUGCAUGAGAAGGGAUGUAGUGGAAGGUAAAUCCGCCUUAAUUACAGAUCACCCACGUUUUUAAUUAACGGAUUUAACAGUUUUCCCACAUUUUUAGAUUGGUUUUAUUUUAAAGUAAACAUCAACAGCAUACAGUCAACUACAUUAUGUGAAACGAGAAUGGACUGAUAAUUUAUUACUUCUCUGAUUUUUUUUUUUUAAUUUUAUAGUUUUGAUGCUUUAAAAUGAUGGAAUUCCUAAUGUCCACACAUUUUUUAUUUUAGGACCGUGUAGUUGUUCAGAACAAAACGAUUGUGUAGUGUUUUUAAAAGGGGAAAGGAAGUGUAAAUGGGCCAUUUGUAGCGAAUGCUGUGGAGAUAAGAGGGGCAGUUUAACUUCUGUAGCCACUUGCUGUGCACAACACCAACUGUUGACAGCCUACAUCUGUAUCUGCUCACACAAUGAAGCCCUGGACCUGAACGCUGUUCCACGCACACCUUAUUUCGGCAAUAAAGAAAAAAAAAAUAGGCAUUCUCUCUGAGGCUUUGUAAUGUCAGCAGUAUCGAAAUACUGCGCAUUUUCAGAGGAGGUCAUUUCCAGUCAUGUAACGUCAGAACCGACUUGAUAAAGGCACAAAAAAAAGAAAAAAAAACCGUUGCAUCACUAACCAGUCCUUUCCGAGAAGGAUGCUCAAUUUGGGAGGCAGGAAGAGUGAUGACAGUAUUUUUACCGCAGUUGGAGAGAAAGCCGGGCUCAAACCCAGAGCCUCUUUGGAGAAGGAUUCAUGUAAUGUGAGUACUGACGCAAACCCGGGGUCGGAUAAUGAACUGCUCAAGAAACUGGAACGGUGCGUCUUGUGUGAGUGAGUGUGCAGGCUGCUGUGUGCGUAGCAAAGACGUCUGUGCCGUGCUCACCAUUCAUGCAGUGUGAUUAUUCCAACAAACACCUUUGCUCUUUCUCUCUCUCUCUCUCUCCCUCUCUGUCUGCCUGCCUGUCACUCUCACACCGCCGCCUCCUCCCUCCUCACCGUGCCACAUGUGCACACAAGGCGCCCACGCACCGCGUCUAAUUGCCUGAGCGCCAUCAGAAGAUAUUAUUAAUAUUUAACACCUCUCCCGCACCUCCUCGUUUCCGCGUCACACCAGUCAAUAUGGCCACUCUGCAACAUCACCGGCAGCUUCUCAUGCAUGGCACGGAAGUGAGCUGCGACUCCAGCGGGGAUGGCGCCGUGACCGUGCGGAUUACCAACAGCGCGCCACACGUGCAUCAACAUGAGCCACUGAAAGCAGCCAACAGUGGAGGAGGAGCUGGAGGCUAUGGAGCUGUGAGUAAAACGAACCCCAACCUCCACAAAUACAGUAUCUCCUCCAGCUGCAGCUCGGCAGACUCUAGACCGGCCAUGACCUCCACUUCCAGGACGCAUAGGAAGGCGCCACCACUGUUUGAACGCUCUGCCGCCCAGUGCUGGGACCCCAAGUUUGACUCCCCCAUCCUGGAAGAGGCGUGCCAAGAGAGGUGCUUUCCUCAGACACAGCUGCGCUUUCGUUAUGUCCUGUUCUACCUGGCAGUUGCGGCUCUACUCUGGGGAGUGUACUUUGGGGUCAACAGUGAACGCUGCCACCCCAUGACUUUCCUAGCUCCCACAGCCUCCUUUUUGGUCCUCCUAGUGCUCCUCUUUUUGUUCACCUUAACCCAGGCCUACACACGGUUGUACAACCAAACCUCCUUGCUCCUGAUCGCAGUCACCUUCGCCAUCACCUUAGCUCCACAAAUACAGACUGCUGGCUACACUGAGCUGGAGUGGGCUGGCGGUGGGAAUGCCUCAUAUCUCUUACCAGACAAUGUAGCAUCACCCCCAACCCCUUGUAUCUCUCCUGUAGGCACAUUUUCCCUGUGUAUGGAGGUUCUUUUAUUGUUGUACAGUGUCCUCCAUGUCCGUCUGUACGCCUCAGUGAUGCUGGGGUUCCUGUACUCUAUAUUAUUUGAGGCAUUAGGAUGGCUACCAUUGCUUCAAAGAAGUUAUGACACUAACGGAUUAGGGACAGGGUCAGUGGGUUCAGGUUCUGAUUGGGAAGGAGACACUCUCCGCUGGUUGGGCCCAGCCAAAGCCCUUCUCCACUUGUGUGCCCACGUCAUUGGCAUCCACUUAUUCAUUAUGUCGGAGGUGCGAUCCCGCAGCACCUUCCUCAAAGUCGGCCAGGCUAUCAUGCAUGGUAAGGACUUAGAGGUGGAGAAGGCCCUGAAGGAACGUAUGAUCCACUCAGUCAUGCCUCGGAGAGUCGCAGACGAGCUGAUGAAGCAGGGUGAUGACGAGGGCGGCAGCGGUGAGAACUCUGGCAAGCGUUAUUCCUCUGGUGCCUGCUCUGCCUCAGCCAUCUCAGUUGGUGGUGGAGGAGGUGGUGGAGCUUCACAAUCUCAAAGUACCACAAGCCCCAAGAACCACCCUCACAACAAUCACAAACGCAAGAAGACCUCCAUCCCCCGGGGCCAGAUAAUAUUUAGGCCCUUCAACAUGAAACGCAUGGAGCCUGUCAGCAUCCUCUUUGCAGAUAUUGUAGGCUUCACCAAAAUGUCUGCCAAUAAGUCAGCACCAGCCUUGGUGGGACUUCUCAAUGAUCUGUUUGGACGUUUCGACCACCUCUGUGAACUAACCUGUUGUGAGAAGAUCAGCACACUGGGAGAUUGCUACUACUGUGUAGCAGGCUGCCCUGAGCCCAGACCGGACCAUGCCUACUGCUGUGUAGAGAUGGGCCUGGGCAUGAUCCAGGCCAUCGAACAGUUCUGCCAGGAGACAUGUGAGACAGUGAGCAUGCGCGUUGGUGUCCACACAGGCACCGUCCUCUGUGGGAUUCUGGGAAUGAAGCGUUUCAAGUUUGAUGUAUGGUCAAAUGACGUUAACCUGGCUAACUUGAUGGAGCAGCUGGGCAUGGCCGGCAAGGUCCACCUGUCAGAAGCCACUGCCCGGUUCCUGGAUGACCGUUACCAAAGGGAGGAUGGGCGGGUGGCGGAGAGAGCCGGGCAGAAUGUGGUGGAGAAACUCAAGGGGCUGAAAACCUACCUUAUCUCAGGGAGGAAGUGGGAGCACGACGUACAGUGUGGCUGUUCUCAGCUGGGACUGCCAGAUGGAGAUUUUGUUGGGAUCAGCCUGGCCUCCUGUCCUCAGCCCCACACCCCAGACCUCAUCCCUGGGGGAGCGCAGGCUGCUGAGCCCUUGCUGCCCCACCAACCACCAGACAGGAGUGGGCCUCCCUGUAUGCCCCGUAGUGUGGUCCUGUCUUCCGGGGCAGAGCUGGGUGAUGAGGUGGCUGUGCUCAAUGGCUGCCAGGAAGAGCACAAGACUAGCAGUGCCAAGUUCAUCCCAGGUCACAGCCCCAGGGCAGCCAACGGUCUUCUGAGCCCCCCACUGGAGGACCCAGUGCGAGCAAGCCAGAGCUCCCUGUGCGACAUGCUCCAGGAGAAAGAGAAGAAAACUAGCACUAGUACAGGGACCGGCACCAGUCUAGGCAUGGCUGGUGGCACAGGAGCAGCGGGUACGGGCAUGGACCACUCCGCCCUUAUGCAGCUGCGUGCCAAAAGUUUCAGAGAAAAGAGUGACGCCCACUUUGUGGAUGUUAUCAGGGAGGACAGUCUGAUGAAGGACUACUUCUUCAAGCCACCCAUCAACAAGAUCAGCCUCAACUUCCUAGAGAGACCUUUGGAAAAAGCCUAUCGCAGUAGCUACAAGGAGGAGGUGAAAAACGAGGUCCAGGUGCAGACCUUUGCAAGCUCCACCUUCAGCUCCUUCCUGGAUGUUCUACUCAGCUGUUUUGUCUUCCUGGCCCUGACCCUGGCCUGCUUCCUUCCACCUCUGGUGAGCCCGGCCACCGUGGGCCCUCCAGCUCCCGCUGCUCUGGCCCUGGCCCCCCUGGCUGGCCUGUUGGAGCUGGCCUCCCUGGUGCUCUCCAUACGUAUGGCCUUCUACCUGGAUGAGGUAAUGAACUGUACCCGCUCCCUGCUCCUGGUGGUCUCUGGCUGGGUCCCCCGUCAUGUGAUUGGGGCCGUGUUGGUGUCCCUCCCUGCCAUCUCCGUCUUGUCCCACCUCACCGUCAGCGUUCACCUGCCUCUCCAGGUGACCAUGUUCUUGUGCUGUGCCACCAUCCUCGCCAUCAUUCAGUAUUGUAACUUCUGUCAGCUGAGUUUUUGGAUGCGCUCAGUCCUAGCCACAGCUACAGGGGUCGCCCUGCUGCUGCUGCUGUACAGCCCCUUGCACAGGUACAGCUCCGGUAAUAACAGCUUGCCAGUUCAUGGACUGAACCUCUCCACAUCAAGUGAUGUCGGCUCAGCGUUUACCACUCCAGAAUCAGGCCCUGAUCCUCCCCCGCGACCUCUUGACCUUCUGGUCCCAGAGGCUGUCCUGGCCUUCUUUCUUCUUCUUCUCCUCGUCUGGUUCCUCAACCGUGAGUUUGAGGUCAGCUACCGUCUCCAUUACCACGGCAACGUGGAGGCUGACAAGCACCGCUCCAAGAUCCAGACGAUGCGUGACCAGGCUGAGUGGUUACUGGGCAACAUCAUCCCCAUCCAUGUCGCUGACCAGCUCAAGGUGACCCAGAGCUACUCCAAAAACCACGACAGUGUGGGUGUGAUUUUUGCGAGUAUUGUAAACUUCAGUGAGUUCUAUGAAGAGAGCUAUGAGGGUGGAAAAGAGUGCUACCGUGUCCUCAAUGAGCUUAUUGGAGACUUUGAUGAGCUCCUUCGCAAACCUGAAUUCAAAAGCGUGGAAAAAAUCAAAACAAUCGGUGCCACCUACAUGGCGGCGUCAGGACUGAAUGUCCGGCAGCUGGCUGAGAACGAUGAUGACUCUCCACACGCUCACCUGAGGGCACUUUUCAACUUUGCCCUGGAGAUGAUGGGCGUCCUGGACGACUUCAACAAAAACAUGCUGGGUUUUGGUUUUAAGCUUCGCAUUGGAUUUAACCACGGGCCACUGACAGCGGGGGUGAUUGGCACUACUAAGCUGCUCUAUGACAUCUGGGGAGACACGGUCAACAUUGCCAGCCGCAUGGACUCCACCGGUGUGGAGUGUCGGGUGCAGGUGAGCGAGGAGAGCCACGCUGUGCUCAGUGCCAUGGGCUUAGAGUUUGACUAUAGAGGUACCGUGAAUGUUAAGGGCAAAGGUCAAAUGAGGACCUUUCUGUACCCCAAAAGUGGGGAAAGUAUAUGCCAAGAUCGAGCGGAGUUGAGCAUCGGAGUCGGACCCUCGACUGUGGCAUCGCCGACAAAGACUUCAGAACCUGUUGCCCAGGCAGCAGCUCUUCUUCCCUCCUCUUCCAAUCCUCCUUCCUCCUCUCUUUCCACACUCCCUCCUCAACCAAAAAGCGCUGUAAGGCCUUCAGAAGCAGGGCCUGAGCCUGUCCCAGCUAAGUCCACAGAGGUGAGGGAGGAAGGAUAUAGGGACGCUUCGCACCUCUCUGGGCAGUCCUCUGCCACAGACCUUCACCUCCCCUCCCGCUCUGAACUAGGCCCAGAACCUAGUGCUGCACAAGCGCCCCCCCAGGUGCAGCCCGCUCCUCUCGCACUUCAAGAGGAGGAGGAUGAAGAGGCCGACGAGCUAACGAAACUCAACGAGGAGUUUUAUGCUCGUCUCUGAUCCAUCCUUUCCCCUUCCCCUGUCUUUUAUCCUCCUGCUGCCCCCAGCUGCUGUCUCUCCAGGACUGUUUUGCAGGUGUGGGCAGGAUGUCCCUUCCUUUAGGCAAGUGUCUUUGGCAUGGAUGAAGAAGAGGGAGUUAGUCAUUAUAACACAUACAGUGUCUAUAAAAAUGGCUACUAACUUCUUUCAUGGGGAUGUUGCCUGAGUGCUGGGGUGGGUUGAACCUGUGUUGAGCACAGCAGUACUUAGGGGAGAAGGCUGACAGGGAUGAGAGGGAAAGGAAGUUAUGUUCGUGUUAUUGUUGAUGAUUUUUCUUAUUCGUUUUUGUUAUUAAGUGCCUUCAGGACUAGAACAGUGAACGAACAAAUAUGAAUACUGAACAAAGUUUUAACAAUCAUUGCAUGGGUUUUUCCCCAUAACAUGUAGACUGCGGAACAUGCUGUGGUUUCUUACUCCAUGCUUUUAUCUUCAAUGCAAGUAUUUCUUUUUAAAAAAAAUCAUUAUUAUUGUGCCAUAUCAUUUGUUUUAACUUGAUCAAAGUCUUGACCUUACUUAAGGGAAAAUCAUUUGCAAUUCUAUAUAAGUGCCAGUGCAGCGUGAUAGGCUGAGCAGGGAACUAUGGGAAGAAUGAGGGAAUCACAUGAAGCAGUGUUAAUUUAUGUAUUCUGCUUUGACACGAGGGCUUAAUACAGUAUUCAUUUGUGCUAACGUCUCAGUUAAAAGGGGGCGUGCUACAAAGCAGGCUGCAUAGAUUUUAGUUUGUGUAGCAGCUAAAUGCACAUUUAAGCACAGGUCUUGCACAGUGUUUUCUAGACCACUUGUAUUUGGUAGUUAUUUACCGUGAGAUAGCUUUUAAGAGUUUAAACGGAAUUCCUGUCUGUCACAACAAGUACAAUCAAAAGCACAAAAUCAAAUCAGAUAAGGGAAUAAAAAAGAAAAUGGAAGAAGGUGGUUUUAAAAAGUGAGAUCUUCACAAAAGCAGGAAGGCACUUUAAAUAGAAUUAAAGUGAUACUGUGGCCCAAAAACUGUCUCAUGAGUAUGAAACACUCACCCCUGUUGACCUGAAAGGUGGCUAUAAAAAGGUUAAGGUUAGUUUCAACUGUGAUUAGAUCAAAGUGAUGCUUGGUUCCAAGGAAACUUCUCAAACCGGCCCUGCAGCAUAGUUGCACCAAAGUACGACUAAAUACAACAGUCUCAAUUCUCAACCACAAACUUUUUUAAAGCCGUCUUUUCAAGCCAAGGUCAGAGUUUGAUAUUCAGAACGUUUUGGGUGGAGUAUUACUUUAAGUGGGACUGUGAGGGACAAUCACUGUGUAGUUCUUGAUUAGAUGAAAGGGUGGUCCACAUUGCUGUCGGUUAAAGUGUCAAAUCAUAGAUCAGCUACAGUACUGUGUGUAAAACCUCAGACUCACAUUUUGUGACGUUCCAUUCGUUGCCUUCACUGCCAGAAGAAAAAACAAACACUUGUCAGUCCAUCACUAUAUAUUUAUUCAGUAGUUAAGUAUUGUCUGCCUUUAGCUGUGUGAUUUGCUGUUGAAGGGGUGGGACUUUUAACUUUAUCCCGUCACAGCCUCUAUAUUGAGGGGGCCCUCUACUGUAUCAAUAUACUUAAAUUGUGCCACUUUAAUUGAGUGAUCUAUAGGUGCAGUGCAACCUAAACUAGCUGAUUGUUUUGUGGUGCCUAAAAAGUAUGACUGUAUUUUUGAGUAUUUUGGUUUUCAGAAAGUUUUGUAUCAUGCUGUUGUCAUAAUGAGGAUAGAUGAUUGUAUGUUUGAGGAAAUUAUGCUCGUUAUGCAGGUUUUGCUGCAUUUUUUUUGGACAAAUUCCAUCUAUUUUUUUUUUUUUUAUUUGUCAUUAACUGGUUGCCUCGAAUAGUGUGGUGGUGUACCUAUUGAAUAAUGGUCACCUAUGUAGUUCUCUUUGCUCUUUACUCACUACAUGCUUUGUCUUGACUCCUGAAAGCACUUGUUUCCUCCUUACACUUUGUGUGCGUAUGUGUGUAUGAGUGUGAGAAAGUCAAUAACACAGAUAAGAUCACCGUAAUGUGAUGCAAAAAGAAAUCAAUCAACUACAUGGCCACUGAUAGCAGUUAGUUUAGCUAUAGCUGCCUUCACCUGUAGAGAGGAAUUACAUACACAAAGCUACAUUCUUUGAAAUGGGAAGAAAAAAAGACGAAGAGGUUGGAAUCUGUACAGUUAUCCUGCAAAAAACAUAUCAUCACUACAUAUUUUAGAGACGUCUUACCUUGCUAUGGCCGCACACAGAAACAGAAAUGACAAGAAAAUGGAGGAACCAUCUCUAUUUAUGUAGCCGUCUCCAUCUGUAGCAUUAAAAAAUCUCUCUGUUUUACCUCUGCCAUUGUGCACUCCAAACAUACACAACCAGUGCCUUCUGAAUUAGGAACAUUUUUAAUCAGUGUGUGGUUAUUUGUAUCAAAUAAUCGCUAUAGCACUUGUAGUAUACAUACAAUCAAAAUCCAAAGAGGUUUCUCCAGAAGCUGUCGCUCUAGAUUGACACACAAAAAAAAAAGCUACACAAGAUCUGCUUUGUUGGUUAAAGUCUUCUUCAUUGGUUUUAAAAUACUUUCUAUCAGGCUUUAAUCUUACUGUUGUACUCUCAACACGCUCACGUUUUCCAAACCUAGUAAGCUGUAGCACACACACACACACACACAAACACACACACACACAAAAAAAACAGAUGACAAUACCAGGUAUCAAUUUUUAAGGGGAGUUCCUGUUUUUUUCCCCCCACAUUUUCCAGAUCACUCCUCUGCCUUACAUAGUUAGAUCAUCUGUGAUUUUCAGGCCAUGUCGUCCUGGCUAUAGCGAGCAGCAGCAGGAUAAAAAAAAAAAAAUCCAUAGUAAAUGUGAGGUGUGAGAUUACACAGGUUGAUGGGCACACCAUCUCUCCAAUAGCGCACAUCUGUACACACGUAUAAAUAAAACUAAAUAUUAAAGUGAACACUGCCGACUCUGUGAUCUGUGAUGAAGACGGGGGAGAAGUAUGUGUGGUGUUUUUUUUUUGAACGAAUGAGAGGUUUUCUUCUUUGUUAGACACACUACAUUUUUAGUUUGAUUCUGCACCGUACUAUCACUCUUAAAUGUCAUUUCAAUAUCAUACUUUCUACAAUUAUGUUGAGCAUUAAGCAUGUAUUACAUGACUCUGCAAGUAAUGCAACACGUGGGAUUCUUCAAAUCACUAGGCUUUGCUCAUUUAAGGAUUUUGUCCUUUUCUGACAGUGUAUUGAUAGAUGAUGUGUGUAUUACAAGAUUUUGUUUUUGCAGAGGGAAAAGAAGUGGCCCUACAAGUCCAGCGCUCCAGUUAAGAAAAUACAGUCAAACCCCCCCCCCCCC